This is a messenger RNA of Trypanosoma grayi, 1512 nucleotides long. RefSeq lists its product as hypothetical. Lineage: Eukaryota; Euglenozoa; Kinetoplastea; Trypanosomatida; Trypanosomatidae. Bases 1 to 1512 code for a protein of 503 amino acids. The record is from RefSeq and is a predicted model, not a curated record. The transcript has a single exon.
AUGCAGACAAGCCAUGAAGGAGAGCGACAGCAUGAGUCAAAUCCGAAGGAGCGGUGCAUUGGCAUUGAUUUUCCGCCCGUAAAGGACCGCGAGGAGAUUUUCAACGCGCAGCGGGCCGCAGUGACGCAGGAAGAGAUACGCCAAGGCAUGCAGGACGACAUCCCACCCGUCGUGCGCAGCGUGCUGGAGCUCGCGCACCUUAUGAUGAGUGGCCACAGCCAGAAGCUGCGCGCUUCACCGGGCUAUCAGGGCGGUCUCUUCUACGGCGGAAGUCCCUUCUGCUUCGCGAGCGGCUACCGCGACGGCACGCGGCCGCGCGACAUGGACGACAAGGGCAACCACAUGAAGCUGAAGGACCCGCUCACGUACGGCGUGCUCUCGCUUCCGGUGACUGCCGGCUACCUCUGCGAGCUGCACGGAAAGGGCAUCAUCGACCUGCACGCCCCGCUGGCGCGCUACUUGCCAGAGCUCGAGGGCAAACUCGACCCUAGUGUGACGGCGCGGAGCAUCCUCGCCUUCACCCGCGCCGUCGACGACCGGCAGGUGCUGAAGGACGCGGGGGCCCGCUGGCUGCGGCCGCACUUUGCGUGGAACAUGUGCGCCUCGAUGCAGCGGUGCGUGUACGAGCCCAUCAAUCGCUUCUUCGCCGGCGGCUCCACCGCGGUCCUCACUGGGCAGCAGCAGCGCGAGAAUUUCGUGCAGUACUUUCGCUCUUCCUCUCGUGCAACAGUUCGGCAGUGCUCGGCGCGGCGGUCGUAUCGACACGGUAUAUCGCACUUCUCCGUCGCGUUGCUCAUGGCCGCCGUUGAACGACAGCUGCAGGGCACAAGCUUUGAGGCGUCGAUCCGCAGCACUGUCUUUGAGCCGGCGCAGAGCCACGGUGCUGGCUAUGGCCCACCCAAGUUGUGGCGCGACCCAAAUGAGAUGUUCUACCAGCCAAGUGGUCUCGCCUUGCAGCACCAACGUUUUUUCUAUCCAAUAAAGACGGGGUCUCUUGACAACUGUGGUCCACCGCUACUGAACGCCUCCCUGAACCUCUACGCGCCGGUAGAGGACUACGGCAAGCUGCUGCUGCUCUCACUCGAUGCCAUUCGGCACGCGCGAGUGGCACUGGGCGGUGCAGAUGUCGUGGCAAGAGGCUCACACUACGAUUUCGGUGUGGAGUGGCGGGAUGAUAGCCGACAGGUGCAGCUGACACGGCGUGUGUUGGGGAUUGACUACGUCCCCGCCGCGUCGUCGUUCCGUUACAACUGCGAACAUGAUCUCGGCUGCUUCGGGGUGACAAAUUGUGGUUCACGUGACGCCUGUGUCCUCGCCAACAUGCUCUCGCGCGUGAUUCAGCACCUCUUCGUGAAGCACGUCAUUCAAAAAGGUGUCGAUGUGACGCGGGGGCCCGACUUGGACAGUCCCCAGCGGGAGGCGAGCGAAACGGAGACAAAGUUCCGCAAGAUCGUCAAGCAGCAGGAGUACACGAGCUACUUCAAGAAGCACGACGCCCACAAGCGAUUCUGA